UUAGCUUCACAGUUCAGAGGUUAACAAACAUGGACGGAGAAAGUGUUUGCUAACAGAUAAUGUAACGGGACUUUGUAAUGAGAUAAAAGCACCGCCAGAAGCUGGGCUCUUUAUAUGAGAUAUGGGGGCGUUUUACUGCAGCGUUUGUAAUCAGACUUUCUUUGCUGGGAAAAGCCACAUCUUCGGAAAGAAGCACCAGGACAAGUUGAAAAUCGUCCUGACUAAAUUCCUAGACAAGGUGAAGGAAGCGCGCAGGGUGCUGAAAGCCCCGGCGGUGGAGAAGUACGACCCCACUGAGCAUGAGCAGAACUUCUGGUGCUACUGCUGCGGGGCCGAGGUGCGGAAACACGUAACCAACGGCAACCUGACCGUGCUGUGCGGGGGGCUGCUGGAGCACAUGGCCAGCCUUGAACACAGAAAGCAGACGGACAGAUUCUGGUGGGAAAACAAGGCAGACUCCAAACUGAAGGAGAAAUUCCUCUUUUCAGAAGAGGAGACGGACAGGUUUAAGAGUGAAGUAGCGAAAGCGCUGGAAUCCUAUGAGGAGAAGGAGGAUGAAUUCAUUAAACAGCAAGCAUCUUAUAUCCGAGAAGUGGAGCAAAGGAGACAGGAAGUGAUGCAAUCCAUCUUAGAGCCUGAGAAUGAGUCGGAGACCCCCCAAGGACCCCCGCAGUGCGGCCCCCCGGGACACAUGGAGAGCUCAGGUAACCGGUACACCAACAGAAGAGAGGGAGCUGGGAAGCGGGCAGGGCCAAGUGGAGCAGACGAAUUUGAGGAUUCUGAUUGGGCUGGUGCAGGCCCCGGCUUAACUUUCAUUGGCUAUCAGGAUUCAUCAAUUGGAGGAAACGUCCACACAGGAGCCACCCCACCCUGGCUGAAGCAGGACCCCGAGGAGGGAGGCUCUGGGAUCCCGGAGCCCCAGGCUGGACCGUCCCACGAGGAGUUCCUGAAACACAAGGAGCAGGAGAAGCUGCGGAAGCUCCCGGCCAGUCGGGUGGGGGCGAAUUUCGACCACGCUUCUCAGACGGACGCUGGUUGGCUGCCUUCGUUCGGAAGGGUGUGGAACAGCGGCAGGAGGUGGCAGUCCAGACACCAGUUCAGAGCUGAGGAGGGACAAGGAACUAAUCAAAAGCGAAAGAAACACGAACCGUGGACAGGAAGCAAAAAGCACAAACGGGAAGACUCUUGAAGUGUGGGCUUGCUCCAGGCUUCUCUCCCGGUCCAGCAGUGCAUGCUCCCAUUGCUUGUGUUUUAUUGGAAGACUUCAUUUGAAGUUGUUUUUUGUAUAUAGUGUAAAUAUUUUCUCCAGUUUACUCUGCUAAAUUGGACACAUGGUACUGCACCAGAAGUAAUACAUGUAAAAAACCACACAAAUUCAAAAUAAAAUUGAAAGUGUUUAUCUUAAUUAUUAUAUAUUAAAGAUCUAAAAACGUAUACCUUCUGUCUCAUUAUAUCCACUUAAUACACACUGUGUCACUUCCCCACUUCCCCAUGCCUUGUGCAGCUAACAGCCACACCAGCUCUGGAGAUGUCUGGUACACAGUAAGUGGAGCACUCAGCUUCCUUCCCAUAGCGUGUACAGAAUACACCCACAUACAUUAAACCCAGUCACAGGUCUUGCAUUUAACAGAGGUCAGGCUGUCCUUACUGAAGAGAACAGUAGCUCUCCCAAUAAUACUUCCAAGUGUCAUUUAUCCCAGAGUUGAACUGUUACCU
Messenger RNA from Polyodon spathula (Mississippi paddlefish), 1716 nucleotides. It is a transcript of the gene cenatac, whose product is annotated as centrosomal AT-AC splicing factor. The record is from RefSeq and is a predicted model, not a curated record. The coding region runs from base 122 to 1189 and encodes 355 amino acids. Lineage: Eukaryota; Metazoa; Chordata; Actinopteri; Acipenseriformes; Polyodontidae. The transcript is spliced from 11 exons.